This is a messenger RNA of Suillus plorans, 294 nucleotides long. RefSeq lists its product as uncharacterized. Lineage: Eukaryota; Fungi; Basidiomycota; Agaricomycetes; Boletales; Suillaceae. The record is from RefSeq and is a predicted model, not a curated record. Bases 67 to 291 code for a protein of 74 amino acids. The transcript is spliced from 4 exons.
UCCUCCUUCGAGCUCGAGCCAUGCUGAUCCAAGUCGUUUCCCGCCGUUCGCAGGGUGACGAGCUUCAUGACGAUCACUGUGUUAAGAUACACUCCAGCUUGCUCUCUGUGGCCUCUGGUUCAUCACCCUUGGAGAACAUUGUUCAGCUUGGUUCUGCUGCUGUCAUUAUCUUCGAACGCUCCUUCUACGUUUUUGACAGACGGCGCUAUCUUCAAGCCAAGGAAACUUGUGACCCGUCUUUCUAUGUCGUUCUGGAGCAGUACGUCGCGUCUCCGCAUGCAGCUGCUGUAAAGG